AUGGGAUACCACGAUACUUUCCAGGGAUUAUUUGUGCGAUUCACGGAAAUGACCUGCGAAAGCAAGGAUCUCAGCAUGGGGAAAGUGGAAUACUGCGAGGUAAAGUCCCUGAACAAGAACAACAACAGCAUCAGAGUACGUUUCAGCUUGCUUCAGCCAGUCUUAAAUAAUAUAGGGUUCCACUUGCAGCUAAUGACAAAGGGCAGCCAAAGUAUUAACGGAGCCCCCAACUGGCAGCCCUUAUUGUACGCCAUGAACAUCGACAUGUGUCGCUUUUGGAAGAAUAACUACUUGGCCAGGAUAGUCUUCGAACUCAUAGAGGGACACUCGAAUCUUAACCACAGUUGCCCCUAUUCGAAUUACGUUUAA
Drosophila kikkawai is the source of this 369-nucleotide messenger RNA. NCBI's taxonomy places the organism in Eukaryota, Metazoa, Arthropoda, Insecta, Diptera, Drosophilidae. The record is from RefSeq and is a predicted model, not a curated record.